Messenger RNA from Sphenostylis stenocarpa, 396 nucleotides. NCBI's taxonomy places the organism in Eukaryota, Viridiplantae, Streptophyta, Magnoliopsida, Fabales, Fabaceae. The record is from the annotation of a GenBank genome assembly.
AUGGAAAGCUUAAGCUCCAAGCUCCUCCUAUUUUUCUCCUUCUCGCUCUGUCUACUUUACCAACUGGCCGGUUCCUAUUCCACCAACGUUCAGUAUUGUGAUAAGAAAGGUGACUAUAACGUUAAGGUGAAAGAAGUUAAAAUAUCUCCUAAUCCUAUUGCAAGAGGCAAGCCUGCUACAUUUAGCAUUUCUGCAACUACAGGUGAAGCAAUAUCAGGAGGGAAGGUGGUGAUUGAUGUUUCGUAUUUUGGAUGGCACGUACAUUCGGAGACACAUGACCUUUGUGGAGAGACAUCUUGCCCUGUUUCAAUUGGUGACUUUGUGUUUGCUCAUACACAAGUUUUACCAGGAUUCACUCCACCUGUAAGUCAUAAUUCUAUUCAUUCCUAUAAGUGA